This is a messenger RNA of Amphimedon queenslandica, 1441 nucleotides long. RefSeq lists its product as uncharacterized. Bases 121 to 1434 code for a protein of 437 amino acids. The transcript has 3 exons. Gene Ontology annotation, molecular function: protein binding. Gene Ontology annotation, biological process: signal transduction. NCBI's taxonomy places the organism in Eukaryota, Metazoa, Porifera, Demospongiae, Haplosclerida, Niphatidae. The record is from RefSeq and is a predicted model, not a curated record.
GAUCAAGUCAAAAACAAAAUCAUCAAGCAAGCAGAAUCACGGAAUGUAGAUCAGUUUCUAAAGAACUGGUUAGAUGUUGAUGUCAAUGAUGAACGAUCCAUAGAAAAAUUUGGAGAGAAGAUGGAAGACCUCAUCAAAUACAAGUACAAGCAGCGUACCCUACUCCUUCCCCUCAGAUGGAUAGUCCUGAGGAGUCUAGUGGUGUCACUUGACAGUAGAGGAGCUAAAGUUAUGAUCCUGCAUAGGAGUUUCAUUUUACAGAAAGCGAAGGAGCUGGAGAUGACAGAGAAAGAGGUUGAUGAAUUUUUAAAAACAUUCACAGAUUUUGGCAGCAUCCUCUACAUGCCUCAGUAUGAAAAAGUCAAAGAUAUUGUCAUUGUCAAUAUUUGGGAGUUUACACAGUAUCUUGACAAGCUCUACUAUCCAGAGGGAGACUCAUAUGCUCCCAAGCUGCUAAAGUAUGGAGUCAUAUCAAAGUCAUCUGUGAAAAAAAUCUUUUGCAAGCAUCCUGAGAGUGCUGAAGAUUUCAUGACAGUUCUUACGACAAUUGCAAUGGCCUCUAAAAUCAAAAGUGGUCGGUCUAUUCUCAUUGAUGAUCACCAGCAACUUGAUGAGGUACACUACUAUUUACCGUUAGCAAGAAUCCGUGCAGAAUAUAACCCACCAGAAGAAGAGAAUGAUUAUGCUUUCAUUGAGAUGAAGAGUGUUAACUUCCCAGCCAAUGUACAAGCUUGCAUUAGCAAUGCCAUUAUGACGAAUAAUAAAGAUGCUGUUCUUAUUGCUACAGACUACAGCAACAUCUCACGAUUUCUAUUCCAAUCUGAGAGUGGUCCUCCUAUUUCAAUAGAAAUGGUAUACAAAGGAAGCAAGACAAGAUUAAGAAUAAUGAACAGCUCCAGUGACAUACUCUCAUUUCCAGCAACAGUUGAAGCAUGUUACAAAGUAAUUACUGGUUCCUGUAGAUGUCUCCAAAGAAAAAUUAAUACGAUACGUGACCUCAAAUACAGUUUUGCUGUUCCCUGUGCAUCUUCCAAAGGUGGAUGUCAUUUUCUCUAUCACAAUUGUGAGCCUCAGCUCUGUGAUGCUUGUUCAGCUGAAAAUAAUUUCAGAUUAUGUUGGAGCAAAGCAGCAAAACAGUGUGACUUGUUAAGCAAAGGUGGCGAAGCAAGAACAAGUGAAAAUGAUCUACUGAGCUUUCAAGACAUUUCUGGCAUUAUUACAGGCAAAUAUGAUUUUGAGGCCUUUAAAAGAGCACUGAACAUUGAUGAAAGUAAUUUGCCUGACUUGAGUAGUCUACAAGAUGAGGAUAGUAAAAAGAAGGCAAUGAUGUUGAUGCUGUUAUUGUGGGAAAAACAAACCAGCAAGCCAACUAGGCAUGCUCUGAAGGAUAAAUUAAAAGAGAAUGGGUUCAGUGAUAUUGCUGAGAAACUUUGAAAUGCUA